Messenger RNA from Nomascus leucogenys (northern white-cheeked gibbon), 2462 nucleotides. It is a transcript of the gene KDM8, whose product is annotated as lysine demethylase 8 (putative). Gene Ontology annotation, cellular component: nucleus. Lineage: Eukaryota; Metazoa; Chordata; Mammalia; Primates; Hylobatidae. Gene Ontology annotation, molecular function: histone H3K36 demethylase activity. The record is from RefSeq and is a predicted model, not a curated record.
AGGCACUGCGUCGUGAUCAGACGAGCCGAGAGCGAUCGAUACUCCUAUGCUAGCCUCUGACUCUUCGGGGUAGACAGCCGAGUGGUCGAACCAAACGCAACGAGUCGUCGCCAACCCAAAGGCGACUCGACACGCCCCAGCUGAAGAGAGGCACAGGACUGAACGAGCUGGCGGUGGCCCGAUGGCUGGAGACACCCACUGCCCCACAGAGCCCCUGGCCAGAGAAGGCACUCUAUGGGAGGCCCUCAGGGCGCUCCUGCCACACAGUAAAGAAGACCUAAAGUUGGACCUCGGGGAGAAAGUGGAGAGGAGCAUGGUGACGUUGUUGCAGCGAGCCACUGAGCUCUUCUACGAGGGCAGAAGGGACGAGUGUCUGCAGACCAGCGAGGUGAUCCUGGACUACUCUUGGGAGAAGCUCAACACGGGCACAUGGCAGGAUGUAGACAAAGACUGGCGCCGGGUCUAUGCCAUCGGCUGCCUCCUGAAAGCCCUGUGUCUGUGCCAGGCACCUGAGGAUGCCAACACUGUGGCUGCAGCCCUGCGGGUCUGUGACAUGGGCCUGCUGAUGGGGGCAGCCAUCCUGGGGGACAUCCUCCUUAAAGUGGCUGCCAUCCUCCAGACACACCUCCCUGGAAAGAGGCCUGCCCAUGGCUCCAUCCCGGAGCAACUCUGCACAAAGAAAGCAAGAGUGGACCAUGGUUCGAUUCCAGAUGUGAAGUUAGAAAGAACAGUCCCCCGGCUGCACCGUCCAUCCCUCCAGCAUUUCAGGGAGCAGUUUUUGGUUCCAGGGAGGCCCGUGAUCCUGAAAGGCGUGGCUGACCACUGGCCGUGCAUGCAGAAGUGGAGUUUGGAGUAUAUCCAAGAGAUCGCUGGCUGCCGAACCGUCCCGGUGGAAGUUGGUUCAAGGUACACAGACGAGGAAUGGUCCCAGACACUCAUGACGGUCAACGAGUUCAUCAGCAAAUACAUCGUGAAUGAGCCAAGGGACGUCGGGUACCUUGCUCAGCACCAGCUCUUUGACCAGAUCCCGGAAUUGAAGCAGGACAUCAGCAUCCCCGACUACUGCAGCCUGGGCGAUGGGGAGGAGGAGGAGAUCACCAUCAAUGCCUGGUUUGGUCCCCAGGGAACUGUCUCCCCGCUACAUCAGGAUCCCCAGCAAAACUUCCUAGUCCAGGUGAUGGGGAGGAAGUACAUCCGGCUGUAUUCCCCGCAGGAGUCAGGGGCUCUGUACCCUCAUGACACGCACCUUCUCCAUAACACGAGCCAGGUUGACGUGGAGAAUCCCGACCUGGAGAAGUUCCCCAAGUUUGCCAAGGCCCCAUUCCUGUCCUGCAUCCUGUCUCCUGGAGAGAUCCUGUUCAUCCCCGCGAAAUACUGGCAUUAUGUGCGGGCUCUGGAUUUGAGCUUCUCAGUCAGCUUCUGGUGGUCAUAGCCAGGAUAGGAGCUGAAUGGGCCUGACAUGCAGACAGCAUUCAUCUGUUUACGAAUUUCCUGGGUCCUGCAAUCUAUAGAGACAAGCAGGACUGAACCUGUGUCCUGAAGAGCCUUCACUGCCCAGUGGCAGCCCUGGGGGGCUGAGCUCCAGCACUGGACAGGCACAGAGCGGGGGCUGCCCAGGAAGGAGCACACUCCAGGCCAGGGGUGCAUGGCAGAGGAAGGUGGGGAGAGCCCAGAAGGACAUUGCAGGCAGACAGCCUGCAUGGGGACUCCGGCAUCAGAAAGCCUAAUAUUUUUGGGAAACCGGUGGGUCACACGGGCAGGGGUGAAAUGUGGGCUCUGAGGUUGGCUACUCGAUUCAAACCCGGCCGCACUGUGUACCUGCUGUGUGACUUGGCCAGGAUCCCUCACUUCGCUGUGCCCAUAUGGAAAAGGGCAAGGCCAGUCCUCACUGCCGAGGGCCGAGAAGGUGGUGCUGAGCCCCUGCUGCUGCAUGAACCUUAGCCGCUGUCACUGAUCCCAAUUACUCUGAUCCUUUUGCCCUUCCUUCCCAUAACGGCCUGCUGGACGCCACAGCCAGAAUACUGGAGAAAGCUAGGCAUUGCCCAGGUCACAGGAGAGAAUCCGUAGAGACCUGCGCAGGAGCCCAGACCCCUGCUGGGCAGUGGGAGCUUUCUGUUAUCCCCAUGGCUCAAGGAUAACCUACCUGCCUGCAGAGAAGUGUGAAGGUCUUGCUGGAUGACUUUUCACCCACACACCCAGGAGCAGGCUCCCAAGUGAAGAAACCACCGAACCAUCACCAGCUCCUAGAAGCCUCCCUCCCACCUUCUAGUCACCAUCCCCCAGAAGUAAUGACUCUCAAACCUGUGGGGUUUGAGGCCAGGGGGAGAGCCAGUCUCCGUGCUUUCUGUAAUUGUGUCUUGUUUGUGUGCACGCAGGUUUGUUUUAUCUUUUGGCCAUUAAGAUUUUCCCCAUCCCUCUCUUUUUUCUUUUUAAACUAAAUAGACAUGGGAUCUUGCUAUGUU